CAUGCCUGUUUCGUCUCUGUUCGGAAACACUCGGCCUCUUUCCGGUAAUCUCGGCAACUCCCUAGCAGUUCGCGUUCUCCAGUUUCGGGGGAAUGAGCUCCGAAACUGUUUUGACUCUCGGAAGAAACUAAACAGAACUGUCUCGCAGUCUGCUACCCCAGGGGAGCAUGGAUUUCCUCUAAGGACCUGUCGUUGAGAGCACUGCAUGGGACCACUCUUGUUUCCCUUUAGAGUUCCGCGCAGUCUGGCCCAGCCUCUUCCCAGUACCUAGCUGCCUCCGGCCUCUAGCGUGCCCUGGAAAACCCUCACUAAGAUCCCUGGAAGCUUUUUUUUUCUGUCGUCAGGGCUAUCUCGAAGGGGGAGGAACCUUUCCAGAUAUUUGUGUCCUCAGCCUCCCCAGGGAGACAGUGCUUAUGGACCUCCACUGGCUCACCUUGUGUGGGCAUUAUGCCUGAGAGCAAGGGCCUUGUUCUAAAUAAAUACUUGACCUUCGGAUUUGCCUGCUACAUACAUUAAUUAGCGCAUUGGGUCUGACGCCGAUGUAAGGGAGCUACUGUGAAACAUGUAUCUCCGCGCCUUAGGUCCACUCGCCAGUAGACUACGCACACGGGAGGCCCCAGAAAUCGCGCGUCCAGAGAAAGGAACUCUUAGCAUCCGCGCAGCUGUAAUUUCCUUCCUUGCAGCACUCUGGCUGCUGAUUCUCUGCGCCCCAGAGCUCCUUGGUGUUUUGUCUGAUCCUGGGGUUUUUGUCUGAUCGUUGUUUCUGAUCCCACCUGUGCCCAGCUGGUGCGCAGGAGGCCCCGGGAGGCGGACACUGAAUAGAAGCAACGGCCGACUGCCUCCAUUAUGGCACCUUGAAGUUGGACCGUGUCAAUCCUUGAUAGACAGGGGCCCUAGGCAGCCAUAUCUGUGCGCCGGCUGUCCCGGCACAGGCCUCAGAGCCACAAGACCGCAGCACAGAACUUCGGCCAGGACACCCGGGGCCUGGCUGGUUCGUGCACGCCAGCCCAGCUCAGGUGACCAGGCAGGCGCUGGGCACACCUGGCUCGGUCCCCUGACCCCGCCCCAGGCGACCGCACCCCGGAACGCUCUCAGGGAGCGGCCGGCGGCGGCGGCUGGGCAGGGCCAUGGCGGCAGCGCCGGCGGUGUGCGCCUCGCAGGCGUCCCCGGCAGGAGCUGCGUCCCCGCCGGCACCCGCGCCCGCUCCAGCGGCCGGCCUGGGUCGCUGCCGCAUGGCGCUGCUGCUGGCCGUGGCGCUGGACGUGGCGGGCAUGGCGGCUCUGCUGACCGGCGUGUUCGCGCAGCUGCAGGUGCGCGGCCGCGACUUCGGUGACCUGCUCAUCUACUCAGGCGCGCUGCUCGUCUUCCUGAGCCUGCUUGGCUGGAUCCUGUGGUACACCGGCAACAUCGAGAUCUCGCGCCAGGAGCUCGAGCGCGACUACGGCCUGCGGCCCUCGGCGCUCGCCCGCCUGGCGCGCAAGCUGUCCCGCCGCUGGUCGGCGCCCGCCGCCACCGGCUCCCGCACCGCACGCGGGCCCCGCGGAGCGCGCCGAGCCGUCCGCGCGUCCCCGCCGCCCGCCGCCGGCUCCCGCCGCGUGCGCCUGCAACUGGCCACGCUCGAGGCCGGGCCCGGGACGGUGGGCACUGGCAGCGAGUGAGCCCCAGGUAACCCCAUCGGUCAGGACCCAACUGAGAGGAGCCCCUGUCCCCUAUGUCAGCCGGCCACCAGGAUGACUGUGUGUCCCCUUCUGUCCUCACUUGGAUAAAUGGCUCUACCUUGCAGCACUGCUUGCCUGUCUGGGAGAGGGACCUCACUGCCGUGAGGUGGAAGGAGCAUGCUUCCUGCCAGAGCUGGAGCCUGGCCACAGAGAGGCUGCCCUUGGCUUUGGGGGCCCUGCAGCCAUUGUGGAUCUAGAAGCCCCACUUCCACAGGGAACAGGGAGUGGGGCAAGGAUCUUGAACCAGACCCACCCACUCAGCCCAAUCAGAAGCAGACACAGGGACAAACUGAACUUGCAAGGUGUUCACUGGGGAAGUACUUGUAGAGGCCAUGGGUACAAGUCCUACACCUCAGAAGAAGGAUGGCUGCCUGGGUAGGAAGAGCCUCCAACUGCAGCACACUUCCAAGAAAUACCAGUCAGCUGGUAGGGAGUCUGGAGGAGGCCCACCCCAGCCUCUUGCAGGCAUGGGUGGGGUGUGGCACACAAGUGGGGUAGGGGUGGGAGUCAAUCAGCUGGGCUCCCUGCUAUAGGAGAGCUGAGGAGCACAUUUCUGUGGCUGUACAUGCUAUACCCUUGCCCAGCUCUGGCCCCUGUCAACAAUCAACUCCCAACUCCCUCGUUUCAGGCUCACCUCACCCAGCACUCCCUAGCCUAUGACUCCAUCAACCCAGGAGCCCCCCACUCAGUCCAGACCUUCCCCUUCCCCCAGAGCCUCUCAUUCCAGACUCCUUCAGCUCACAGCCAAGUCUCCACUCUGCCUGGCUCCCCCUGAAUUUUGAGCCCCAGGCUCCAUCAAGCACCCUGAGCUACCUGUUCCCUGUGGCUCCAUAGAAAAAAGAAGCACGUCUAAGCUGGGCAUGGUGGCAUACUAUUGUAUUCCCAGCUGCUUGGGAGGUGUAGAUAAGGAGGAAUGCCAUCCAAGGCUAGCUGGGGCAAAAAACUUAGUGAGACCCCCCCAUCUCAAUAAA
Castor canadensis (American beaver) is the source of this 2689-nucleotide messenger RNA. It is a transcript of the gene Tmem238, whose product is annotated as transmembrane protein 238. The record is from RefSeq and is a predicted model, not a curated record. Lineage: Eukaryota; Metazoa; Chordata; Mammalia; Rodentia; Castoridae.